AUGAUUUGUUUUCGUCGUCUUGUUGAUUUUUCACUUGAGCGAGAUGGAACAAAUUUUGCUCAGUUGGCAGUACAAUGUGAUCAAAUGGGACAAAUUGCAAUGGCAAUUUUUUACUACACAGAAGCUGCUCAGGCAUUACAUAUGGCUGCUGACGAAGGUUCUAAAAUCCCCAAUAUUGCUGACCGCAUUAAAGAAUAUAUGGAUAGAGCAAAUAGCUUGAAAAACAAUAGUUCUGGAGCAAUGGCACUUCAGCACAGUACAAAACCAUCUCAACAGCUUGAUGUAGAACGGGCAGCAUUUAUAGUCCAGCAAGCUUUUCAGGAAGAUGAACAGAACAACACAGAAGAAGCAGUGGAGUUAUACAUGGAAGCAGUAGAACUCUGUAUUAAGAUACGGCAACAAACCGUAGAUUCCCAUUUACAAGAAAGGGUUACUAAGCUUGCAAAACAAUCUCUGAACAGAGCUGAGAGCUUGAAAGGUUGUGCCAAACAGACACCACAACAGACCGCUUCAAAUGAUACUUCCAGAUCUAUAGUAAAAGAUACAAACCAGAGAGUCAUACCGCCCCUUGGAUUUGGAGCAUUCAAAAAUGAUACAGAUAACAAAGCUGCAGCAAGUGCCAAACCUCAGCAAAUCAGUGUGGCUGGUCCAGGAAACUAUACAAAAGAGGAAAUUGAUGUUUUAAGACAUUCCUCAUUUAUCAACAACAGAGAAUACGUCCCAUUUAUGUCUGUAGAUAGACUGGAAAGAUUUGCUUUCCCAGUUCCAAUCAGUGAUAAACAUGGAAAACUUAAGCUUUCUCCCAAACAGAAAGAACGUUUUUGUAAGUGGGCUCGGCCAGAAGAUUUUUGUGACAAUCCUCAAAUGGUAUAUGCUAUCUCUAGCUUUAGUAUCAGGCAGACAGUUGUAUCUGACUGCAGUUUUGUUGCUUCUCUUGCUAUUUCUGCUCAAUAUGAACGAAGAUUUAAGAAAAAACUCAUCACAAGCAUCAUUUACCCGCAGAACAAAGCCGGGGAACCAAUGUACAAUCCCUGUGGGAAGUACAUGAUUAAACUUCAUCUGAAUGGAGUGCCAAGAAAAGUGAUCAUUGAUGAUUAUCUCCCUUUAAACUAUAAUGGAGAAUUAUUGUGUUCCUUCUCUAAUAACCGCAAUGAACUAUGGGUGUCAUUACUUGAGAAAGCAUAUAUGAAAGUAAUGGGAGGAUAUGAUUUUCCUGGCUCAAAUUCUAAUAUUGAUCUCAAUGCUUUGACUGGCUGGAUUCCAGAACGAGUGGCCAUCAGGCCUAAUACAUCAGAGUUUGAUAAGGAUAAGGAAUUCAAACGUAUUCUGGAGAGGUUUCACAAAGGCCAUUGUUUGGUUACUUUAUCCACUGGACAGAUGAGUCAGAAUGAAGCUGAUCGUGCUGGGCUUGUUCCAACUCAUGCCUAUGCCAUGUUGGACAUUAAGGAAGUAAAGGGAGUUAAAUUAUUCAUGUUGAAGAAUCCAUGGAAUCAUCUGCGAUGGAAAGGAAAUUAUUCUGAAAAGGACACCAAACACUGGACACCUGAACUACAAAGAAUUUUGAAUUAUGACCCUCAGAGUGCUCAAAUGUAUGACAAUGGAGUUUUCUGGAUUGAUUAUGACUCUAUAAUCCGCUUUUAUGAUGUCAUACAUCUCAACUGGAACCCAGAGUUGUUUAAGUAUACUACAUGUAUACACAGCGCUUGGCUUGCAAGAGAAGGUCCCAAAAAGGAUAAUUACAAUAUCAGUGAUAACCCACAAUAUCAUCUAGAAGUGCGAGCUACACAGCCAUCUGCCCUGUGGAUCCUUCUUACAAGGCAUAUUACAGAUAAGGAUGACUUUGCCAAUAACCGGGAGUUUAUUACUCUUUUAGUCUACACAAAUGGAGGAAAGAAAGUGUUUUACCCUUAUGACCCUCCUCCUUUUAUUGAUGGAGUCCGAAUCAAUAGCCCACAUUAUCUUUGCAAAAUGGUGGAGGAAAAAGGCACCCACUCUUACACACUCAUCAUUUCCCAGUAUGAAAAAAACAGUUCUAUUUAUUACACGUUACGUGUGUAUUCUUCCUGUGAGUUUUCCUUGACGAAAAUCACAGAUCCUUAUAAAAAGGAAUAUGAUAAAAAAAUCACAGGUCACUGGAAAGGAAGAUCUGCUGGUGGUUGUAGCAACUACCCUGAAACACAUAAAUUCAACCCAAUCUAUCAGAUAAAAAUUGAUAACAACAGCACAUCAAAUCAUUUACUGAUUGAACUUCUGGGUCCCAAGCAAUAUGCUGUGGGAUUUGAAGUGAUUACUGUUUCAGAGAAUGUUCCAAAUGCUCCUACUUCAUUUCAAAGAAAAUCAUCUGGAGAUUUCCGAGCAGGAAAAAGAAGGACCAUUCUUUUUAGAAUUCAGCAGUUCCAAUGCCUUCACUGUUACACAACUUCAGUAAAUUGCAGGAACCAAUGCAAUUGUAUUGAAGACUUUUAA
Messenger RNA from Acanthosepion pharaonis, 2466 nucleotides. The record is from the annotation of a GenBank genome assembly. NCBI's taxonomy places the organism in Eukaryota, Metazoa, Mollusca, Cephalopoda, Sepiida, Sepiidae.